Molecule: messenger RNA, 825 nt
Organism: Tetrapisispora phaffii CBS 4417
Lineage: Eukaryota; Fungi; Ascomycota; Saccharomycetes; Saccharomycetales; Saccharomycetaceae
Exons: 1
Coding region: 1-825 (274 amino acids)
Source: RefSeq, a predicted model, not a curated record
AUGAGUGACGAUAGAUUCGACAAGCUAGGAAACUCCAUUGAAAAUGAGUCCAUAGAUAAAACUCAAUCAGACAAGCUUCCUAUUGAAAUUGUCAAGACAAAUAACAGAACCAGUAAAAAGUCCAAAGAGGAACAAUUACCUCCUACUCGCAUCCCAAAGAAAACAGCCAGUGGGAAUGAGGCUUUCUACAGAGACAAAAAUAUUGGGAGAUACACUAAUGUUGAAGAGCAUGUGCCAAAACAGGCUAUCAAAUCUAACAAUGUGAGGUACAAGACAGAACUGAAGAAGGUUGAUAAACAUUCGAGGACAGGGAAGGUCGAUACCAUGAAAAAAAUUAACAAUGGAUGGGGAAAUGAUCUUAACGAAUGGGAAUUUGAACAAUAUGCAGAAGAGGAUGUGAAAAAGGAUAAACAAAAUGAUUUAGGAAUGGGCUUCGACGGGGGUCCUGAAGUGUCCAGUUUUCCAUUACCAAUGACAACUCUCUCAUUCCAGGAAUAUUUAGAGGAACAAAAUGAUUUUAACAGAAUCAACAAAGUUCCAAGCAUAAAUAACAAAAAUAUAAAUUCACUAGAUGACGAGCUCAUAAUUGAUAAUGAGCCGGAGAUAUUGAGUUAUCCAACACAUGCAAAAUCGUAUACUUCUCACCAUCAUAUCUUCAGGGAUGACAAGAAAUUUUUGAAUUACCAAGCAUCAGAAAUGACAACACCAAGGACAGAUGUUGUAAACGAAGGUUGGGAUACAACAUUAAACUCAUCAAAUACUCCAACUAAAAACUUUGCCAUCAAGAAGAAGGGCAUAAAUUUGGAAAAAUUACCUUCCCUUUAA